Molecule: messenger RNA, 1659 nt
Organism: Cyphomyrmex costatus
Lineage: Eukaryota; Metazoa; Arthropoda; Insecta; Hymenoptera; Formicidae
Exons: 11
Coding region: 1-1659 (552 amino acids)
Source: RefSeq, a predicted model, not a curated record
AUGAUCGCUUUCCUCCGUAUAACGGCCUUCACAUCAUCGUCCUUGGUUGCCACGAUGAUGGCGUACAUCUGCGUCUGGAUGUUGACGGUGGUCACGCUGAGGUGUAAGGCGAGCAGCCAUGAGAACACAGAAGUGGAAGGAAACUCCGAAGAUUCUGUCAUCGACGACACGACCGAGGAUUAUUGGGCUGGCAGCGGAUCGGGACCCGAAGAGGAUGAGUCCUCCUCCUCCUCCUCCUCCUCCUCCUCUCACAACGAAACCAGAGAAGCGUUAACUCACGAGGCCAGCGACCACGAUACUGUCGUGUAUAUUGGCGAUGGCGGCAAUUACUUGCCAGUACCUUCAUUGAAGAAUCGACCUUCAUUGAAUCCGAAUCUUCAGGCUCUUCAAACUCUUCAAGGUUUGCAGGGCCUUUCUGGAAACGGAGGUACAGGCGUAGUCGGCGACGAUGACUGGAGGAGACAUCCAGAAACCUGGGAUCGCGAGCACCGAAGGUACAGGCCCAACACGACGAGAGUGCAACAUAUCGAGGCGGAAUGUCAAGACGAUUACAUGAAAAUCAGAAUCGGAUUCAACGGAUCUUUCGCCGGCCUCUUGUAUUCAGCAGGCUACUCGUACGAUCCCGACUGCAUGUACGUUAAUGGGACAGGCCGUGACUACUACGAGUUCUACAUUCAGUUGAAUCGGUGCGGCACCCUCGGCGAGAACACUCAUCAUCAGGACAGCAGGAAGAAUCCGACGAAAAAUCUUAUGUGGAACACGGUCACAGUGCAGUACAAUCCCUUAAUAGAAGAGGAGUUCGACGAACACUUCAAAGUGACUUGCGAGUACGGCUACGACUUUUGGAAGACGGUGACAUUUCCGUUUCUCGAUGUCGAGGUCGCCACGGGAAAUCCCGUAGUCUUCACCCUGCAGCCUCCGGAGUGCUACAUGGAAAUCAGAUACGGUUACGGGACCACUGGAACUAGAGUGGCUGGACCAGUUCGCGUCGGAGAUCCCCUGACUCUCAUUAUCUACAUGCGCAGCAAAUACGAUGGUUUUGAUAUCGUCGUAAAUGACUGCUACGCUCAUAAUGGCGGAAACAAAAGGAUUCAACUGAUCGAUCAAUACGGAUGUCCGGUUGAUGAUAAACUGAUCAGCCGGUUUCGUGGUUCCUGGUCGGAGAGCGGCCUGUUCGAGACACAAGUCUUUGCUUAUAUGAAGACCUUUAGGUUCACAGGAUCGCCGGCUCUGUAUAUCGAAUGCGAUGUUCGCAUGUGCCACGGAAGAUGUCCGAGCCAACCUUGCCAUUGGAGAAACGCGAAGAAUGUAGUGAAACGGUCAGUGUCGGAAAUUGAUGGACCAUCGACGCUGGCAACUAGUUUGUCGGAGAACGUGAACCUCUUCCAGUCUCUUCGUGUUCUUCAAGAAGGCGAGGCGGAUACGGAACUGUUCCAGAAUUCCACCAGCUUCUCUCGCAGCGGAUUUAGCGAGCCUACAACUGACAGAGUAUGUUUGAGAUCUACAGUGGCCAGUACAAUAGUGGGACUCGGCUGUGGUUUCUUCUGUAUCAUGGCCGGUACGAUACUAGCCAUGUGUUCGCGAAUGCGGCGACAAGCGCGAGAAAAAUUAUUGUCGGACAGUAUAAGCUAUAUGACGCACAAAGGUCGAAUCAACUAG